CAAAUAAUAAUAAUAAUUUAAUGAUAAUAAUUUUUUAAUUUUUUAAGAAGAAGAAGAAAUAUAAUUUUGAAAGAAAAUCAUAUAAUGGAAUCGGAAUUUGUAGAAAUUAUGGACGAAAGAAAGAAAGAAAAAUAUCCUCUACAACAUGCAUUACAGUUUGGUUCACUUCUUGAAAUUCAAGAUAUCCUCAGUGAAAAAUAUCAAGCAACAUUUUCAUCAGAGAAUGAUAAGGCCCAAAAAUGUAGAGAAAUAAUUAACUUUUGUUUAGACAAAAAGCUUGACGUUAACACAAAAAGAACAAAGUAUAGUGCUUUAUUACACUUUGUUAUAAAACAUCUUGACAAAGAUUUUCAAUCAGUCAUCAAUAAAUGCGAAGGAUUUGAUAUUAAUGCAUUGAAUGAAAUGUGUAAAAGGUAUGACAAAAAAUCUUUACUUCAUUUAGCGAUAGAAGAAAGAAAACAGAAUGCAGUGAAAGUUUUAAUAGAGUUUGGUGCAGAUGUGGAAGUAAAAGACGACGGUGAAGAGCAAACACCUUUAUUUUACGCCGUUAGUUCUAAACAAGUAGAAAUAGCAGAAAUUCUUUUAAAAGCUGGAGCGGAUAUUAAUGCGACAAAUCAGCGAGAGAUGAUGCCAAUAAAUUAUGCCUUUGGUGAAAGAAAAAAUUCUAAUAGUAAUGAAAAAUACAAACCCUCGAAAUUAGUAACGCUUUUGUGUUCGUACGGAGCUAGUUUGAAUUUCAAAAAUGAAAGUGGCACAAUAACAUUGCUUAUGGCUUUCACAGAAGGACAUUUUAGAGAAGUCGAAUUUUUAAUUGAACAUGGAGCUGACUUAUUCUCUAUUCAUUUCUUUGAUAACAUAACACCAAUCAAUGAUAUAUGGGAAGAAAUCGACUGUUGCGAAAUCCAAAAAUUAGCAAAUAUGGUUGAAUUUUCAGCGGACAAUGGGUCAGAUAUUAAUAUGGUUAGCAUGGGCGGUUAUACUAUUUUGAUUUUAAGCGUUGCAAAUAAUUAUCUUGAAAUUACUGAAUGCCUUUUGGAGUUAAACGCCAAAUUUCAAAAAGAUAAAUAUUUUCCUCAGGAUUAUAUUUCACUUGAAGUAGUCGAAAAUUUAGAGUCUAUUUCGGAUAGAAUUUCAACCUGGACACUAUUAACAGCAUUUUUCGCACUUAAAAAUAUCGAUAUUCCUGAAAAUUCUAUUUUGUAUGAAGAAUUUGAAUGGGUCUCUUCAUUUUUUGAAGAGUGCAAAGAACAAGUUAUUAAAAUGCAAGAAAGGAGAAUAUGGGCAGAUCGAAAAGUUUCAUUUUUUGAUUUUCUAAAUGAAGAUUUGUUAAAGGUGACCAAAUACUUCAGAAAUGAUGAUGUAAUGUCUGUUUUAGAAUCUGGAAAAUACGACCAAUUUCCAAAUUACACAUAUAUGUUUGAAAAGCGUAAAGAGAGAGUUGAGAAAAUGAAUAAUUGUCAGAAUGUUUUUAUUCGUUUUAUCGAGGAAUUCUUUAAGGGAAAAUUACCAAUCGUAGUAAUUGACGAAAUAAUUAGUUACUUGUCAGCUGGGGAACUUCGCAAUUUUGGAAGAGCAUUAUGUAUAACGGAAAAAUCACCUAAUGGAGAAUAUUUCAUUUAAAUAUUUUAUUGUUUACUAUAAAAAUUAUAAAUUUCAUACAUUAUAAGAAACAUUUAUGAAAAGAAAAAUUGUUGUUGACAAUAUUUUUCUUAUUAUGUGAUAAUAUUACAC
This is a messenger RNA of Leptopilina heterotoma, 1731 nucleotides long. Its product is annotated as protein VAPYRIN-like. The transcript has 2 exons. The record is from RefSeq and is a predicted model, not a curated record. Bases 85 to 1620 code for a protein of 511 amino acids. NCBI's taxonomy places the organism in Eukaryota, Metazoa, Arthropoda, Insecta, Hymenoptera, Figitidae. Gene Ontology annotation, molecular function: protein binding.